CCUCAGAUAUAUGGAAUAUCAGUAAAGCAACUAAGUAUCUAAACUAACAAAUGGACCCUUAGGCAACAUUGUAUGAAAAGUUAACGGCAUCAUAACCUACAGAUAUAGUAAUGGUAUAAAUACAGAUAGAUUCUGAGAUUUAUCGACGGAAGUGCGUUAAAUGACAGCGCGCCGUGAAACUGUUACGAGGUGCCGUGAUCUGCCAUAUAAAACGCACCGGACGAAAUCAUGGGAACCGCCCGUCCGGCAGCAGCUAGACUAGUCACUGACAAGUGUACCGGCUACUUUUCCUUUAGGGUUCUCGAUAGCUAAUAAAAAUCAAGUGCAUCUGAUGCAGUCCUUGACAGAGGGCGAUGCGAAAGCGUCUUAGCCUGCCAGUUGGUGGCGAACCGCGGUGGCUAACGGUCGUGCUCACCAUGUGCCUGCCGAGCGCGUUCACAGUGAAAGUUCGAUAGAGAAAUGCGGCUUGCGAUCGCCUUUCUGUUUGUGGCAACGUGGCGAUGGUGCAGCGCGUAUGACUACGCGUCGGCGUGCACGCGGCCGCACCGUGCCAGCCGUGCACGCGUCCCACCUCGCGCACCACCUGCCCCGCCCUGUGAUCUCGCGCGCCACGCCUACUGUGCCACGCCGGGCAGCGGUUACCCCUGGCACGCCAUACGCCGCUUUGUGCGAGAGAACCAGGGACUGAUGAGGAGAAUGUACGGCGAAGAGCGUCACAUAUCGGUAUUGAAGGCGGAGCUAGAAAACUUUAUAGAGGACGAUGACGAGACCGGUAAAAGAAAAUCUAGCGAUUUCGAGGAAGAUAUCAUAAAAGCUAAAUUAAUGUACACAAAGAAAAAUCACGGACGUGCCAUGAGAGAUAAACCUCACUUUAGACCUAUACAGACAGAUAAACAUAAGAAAUUUGACAACGAUACCUUAAAAGUGAAACCACUCGAAAACUACACGAACGCUAGAACAAACAGCACGGACAACAACAACGCUACCGAAAUCACAAACAAUGAAACAAUGAUAGAUGAGAAGGAAGUAUCGUAUAAAACUAAAUUGCAAAGUAUAGCCAAUAUAGAAAUAAAUAAUUUAGACCCAGACGUGAUAACUUUAGAAGCGGUCAUAAAACAGACUAUAGAGACUAACAGCCUAUAUCCAACAUUUUUGGGUAGUUCAAAAAGUGAACCUCUGAGAGAUGAUAGUGACUUCAAAAAUAAUACCGCCAGGAAUGCAACCACAACAACAGAAUACGCAAUGAAUGCAACAGAAACAACUUACGUCCAGUAUGACGAUACAACGACAGAAACAGUCAAAGACGGCUGGAAGCCGAUGACUGACGCGUCCACUCUACCGCCCACGCUGCUCUUCUCUGAGCAUGAGAAAGUCAAGAACGACAAGAUUGAUACCAAAGUAACUGAUAAAAAAGAGGAGACAUAUCCAAAGCCGACGCAACCCGAUUCUAUGAGACCAUCUGUGAUUAAGUUAAGAGGAGCCAAUGCGUGUGAAUCUAAAGAAGAGAUGGCGGCACCGUUCUGGGCAAACAGCACUCGCGGCGAGGUGCUAGCGCUUCUCAACAUGUACCCCUUUGAGCAGUACAUACACCUCGAGACCUGCGUGCACGAGCGCAAACAGAUGUACUGCAGGGAGGGCUGCCGUUGCGAGCAGCAGUACCGGCUGCACCGGCUGUUGGCGUACGACCCGCGCAAUGAGUGCCGCGGCAUCUUCGCGGACUGGUUUAAGUUCCCGGCGUGCUGCGUGUGCCGCUGUUACGACGUACCGCUGGAGUUCCGUGCGCGCUCGCCACGUCUGCUCCGCCCGCAGUACGACGAGCAUGUGCGACAGGUCAUCUAUGAAGAUGCGGCAAGAGACUGGUACUCUAUGGCGUAUGAUGAUGAUGAAGAUGACUUCUACUGAUCAAUGUAAGGUGACUUCUUCCCCAACACGAUGCUGUCAAUAACAUUUGAGAAACCCACCUGAACAUCCAUACUUUUGAGAAUAAAAAUUGAAUAGUCAUGAAAAAUGUAAUAAUGACAAUUUAAAAACAAAGUAGUGAUGUAAGCUCAAAGUUAAA
This is a messenger RNA of Papilio machaon (common yellow swallowtail), 2059 nucleotides long. It is a transcript of the gene spz4, whose product is annotated as protein spaetzle 4. Bases 460 to 1902 code for a protein of 480 amino acids. Gene Ontology annotation, molecular function: growth factor activity; Toll binding. Gene Ontology annotation, biological process: central nervous system formation; regulation of Toll signaling pathway; innate immune response. The transcript is spliced from 6 exons. Gene Ontology annotation, cellular component: extracellular region. The record is from RefSeq and is a predicted model, not a curated record. NCBI's taxonomy places the organism in Eukaryota, Metazoa, Arthropoda, Insecta, Lepidoptera, Papilionidae.